Pyrenophora tritici-repentis Pt-1C-BFP is the source of this 1161-nucleotide messenger RNA. Lineage: Eukaryota; Fungi; Ascomycota; Dothideomycetes; Pleosporales; Pleosporaceae. The record is from RefSeq and is a predicted model, not a curated record.
AUGACUCUAUUAUUACCAACCGUCGGUGUCUUUGAGAAGCGUGCUGCUUCUUUGGAAGGUGGUACAGCCGCCGUCGCGACAGCAUCUGGACAAUCAGCAAUUUUCAAUACCAUCAUUUGCCUUGCAGGCGCUGGUGAUAAUAUUGUUGCUUCUAUAAAUCUCUAUGGAGGUACUUACAGUCUCUUCAAUACUUUACUUCCCCGCCUUGGGAUUACUGUGAAGUGGGCGAAAGAAGAGACGAGAGAGGAAUUUGCAAAAUAUGUGGACGAGAAGUCAAAACUUCUUUACGUCGAGAGUAUUGGAAACCCUCGAUGCAGUGUUCCAGAUCUGCAGGACUUGGCAAAUUUGGCACACCAAAACCUGGUUCCGCUUGUGGUGGACAACACUUUUGGAGCAUGCGGGACUUGGUGUCGACCGAUAGAUUUUGGUGCGGACAUUAUAUUGCAUUCAGCAACUAAAUGGAUAGGAGGCCAUGGCACCACAAUAGGAGGCGUUGUAGUUGAUUGCGGAAUGUUUGAUUGGGGCAAAGCUGGCGAAAAGUUUCCUCGUAUGAUUACGAAAAGGUCCACCGGCGUGUCACACUGGAAAGCAUUUGGGAACAUAAGCUUCGCCAUGGCAAUGCGAAUAGAUUCAAUGGAGGUGGGAUCAGUCCUAGCCCCGGCAUCAGCACAGCAACUGCUGAUUGGAAUGGAAACACUGAGUUUACGAUGCGAGAGACAUAGCAGGAACUCGAUGCAGAUUGCUCACUUCUUGCAAUCACACCCACGGAUAGCUUGGGUGAAUUAUCCUGAGAAGCUGAUUCAAGCACUCGCAGGUCUAGCAGACAAUCUGUACCACAAUAAUGCCAAAAAGUACCUAAAAAAUGGCUUUGGGAGUGUAAUGGCUUUUGCGCCAAAGGGUGGGGAUGUGGCUAGUAAGUUGUUGAUGAAUUACAUUAAUGUGAUAUCCCACCAAACUAAUGUUGGUGAUGCGAAAACACUGGCAACCCAUCCGUGGAGUUCGACACACGUAACCAUGUCAGAGAAAGACAGACGCGAAGCUGGAAUUACUCCUGCGUUUAUUCGAUUCUCGAUCGGCAUUGAGGACGUCCAAGAUAUCAUCGAUGACCUUGACCAAGCACUAGCUAAACUUCCUGAUAACAUCAUCGAAGCUUAUAACUAG